Molecule: messenger RNA, 3238 nt
Organism: Solenopsis invicta (red fire ant)
Lineage: Eukaryota; Metazoa; Arthropoda; Insecta; Hymenoptera; Formicidae
Gene: FLASH
Product: E3 ubiquitin-protein ligase Topors
Exons: 4
Coding region: 489-3158 (889 amino acids)
Source: RefSeq, a predicted model, not a curated record
UAGGACUACUGCAGGUCCUACGUGAAUCGUUGACGAAUAGUCGGAGUCGGACUGUCGGAGCAGUGUAUACAGCCCGUAAAGCCGGAAAUAGGCGAAACAGCUGUGAUCAGCUGCGGUCUUUACGCAUCUGAUGAUUCCAGCGAUGGCACACGAAAAUAAUAUUACCGUCUCGGUAUGAUAAACAAUCGCAGAAGAUGGAGGAUGACGUUGACAUUUAUGCAGACUUACCGAGUCUUGAUUUGAAUCCUGAAAACAAGAUUCAAUCGUAAAUCAUAAUAAUCAACAAUAAUUUUUAAAAAAAGUUUUUAAAAAGUCGAUGCUUUUAAUUUGUUAUCAAGGACCAAGACUGUAAUUGUAAGGAAUUAAAGAAAGAGCAUAGUUUACUCUUAAGUAAACUGGAAAACCUUCAGAGGACCAAUGCGAAUUUGAAGAAUAAUCUGUCUUCCCUACUCAAAACUGCAAGAGCUGAAAUAGCACGAAAGGAGAGGAUGAUAGAUGAUCUCAGGCAACAAUUGAACGAUAUAACCUUCAGAAGGAGCAAUAGAAAUGAAGGUUUUUCCACUCAUAGGUCAUCACAGCAACGUAAUGUGACUAGGAAGUAUGAAGAUGUUUCUUCAAUACAUUCAGAAGAAAGUGAAACAGAACCAUAUGAAAUUGGAUUCCGUCAGAACAAAUAUAAGUUACAGAAUGAUGUUAAUCGGGUAUCUACUGUUUUCGGAGAAAGAUUACAUAAGAAAAUUAUGGAGACUGAAGAGGAAGAAAAAAAGCAGAAAGCAUUAUUAAAGCUUGGUGCAGAAGUUAAAACGGAGGAUAUUCCUAAAAACAGCAUUGUUGAAAAUGAUAAGGAAAAUGGAUCUCAAUUCAGUAUAAAUAACAACGACAAUGAAACUAAUGUUAGACGAUGCUCUAGUUCAGAACCUCCGUACAGAAAGAAUUUGGUGAAAAGGACAAGUGAAGAGGAUACAUGUAAACACAAGCGUUUAAAAAUUGAAAGUAAUGAAGAUAAAACCACAACUAAAGAAAUGGACUACCUUACACGAUACGAUCUAACGGAAAAUCCUGCGCAAUACGAAAUGAAAACUGGUUUGAAGUCCGAAGAUCAACUGGAUACAACACAUUCUUUUAAAAAAGAAGGAGCUAUUCCAUUUCGUGUUGAACGUAGAGCUGUUUCGGAGUACCAAGACACGAAACAGGAUCAAAGUUGUGCAAAUGGAUGGAGAAGCGAGGCGAAAAGUAAUUCAUCAAAGGAUCACGACAAUUCUAAUACCAGAAAUGGUCUUGCCUAUAGUUUAAGAAAUUCUCGAUCUGCUUCGACGUCGAAUUAUGCUUCGAACAGUGGUUACAGAAAAAAUGGGCAUAAGUAUAAUAGCCCGCCAAGAAGAAGCUAUUCUAGAAGCAGAAGCGAUUAUGAGAGCAGUCAUCGUUUACGUGAGAGAUCUAGUAAAACGUACAGAGAAAAGAAAUACGAUGAUUAUAAAUACGAUAGUCGGUACAAAAAUGAUAGAUUAAGAAGGAAUUAUGACAGCGAAGAAAAUGAUAGAAAAACGAGAUAUAAGCGUAGAGAACAUGAUGAUCUACGAGAAAAAUCCAGACCCUCUUCGAGCGACGCCGAAGACAGAAAAAGCAAUAGCUCUUACAAGAAGAAAUAUGAAAAUCGCAGAAUAAAAAAGGAAAUAAUAAAUGUUUCAAAUGAUAAGAAACCGCACGAAAGUAAAGUUGUAGUGGAGAUUAAUUCUCGAGAGUCCUCUAGUCGAACAACUGUAAGUAGCACAAUGAAUUAUACAUACAGUGCUGAGGAAAAUAUUGAAAAGCACAAAAACGUAUCAGAAAUUAAAUCUAUAAAUUCAACAAAAAGUAUAUCUGCACACAAGGAACAUCCGGUAUGCAAGGAAAGCACAUCUGUCGUAAAUAAAGAUUUGGAUAUUCUGGAAGAAGGCGAAAUUUUGGACAGUCCUAAGAAGAAAAUUAGUUCUGCAAAAAUCUCUAAUGAUGAUAAAAUAGAAGAAAAUAAUAUAAAAAUUAUUCUAGUUGAAGAUAAAAAUAAAGUUGUUUCUGUGAAUGCAUCCAGACAUGAUAAAUCAAUACAAUUUAAAAAUUAUGUAAAUAGUACAAAACAAUUAGAAAUGGAUAGUGAUACAAAAGAAAUUGAAGUAGUGUCGUGUCUUCCGCAAGAAAAUUUGAAAGAUUGUGAAAAAAUAAUUCAAUCAACCUCUAGUAAAUGUGUUGUGACUGCUGAUGAAACACAUAAUUGUAUUAAAGCUGAAGAUACACUUAAAUCACACAUUAAUGAUAAUUUAACGAAUUCUACUACUCGAAAUAUUGGAACGCCUGAACAAGUACACGAUAGUGAUAUUGAUGGUAAUAACAAAAAUAACGCUGAUGAAAAAUCAGAGGAUUUUAUUACUGAAACUGCUAUUAAAAUAAAACAAGUGACUGAUUCUAAUAUUGAAAGUGUUUCUCAAAUUCAAGAGUUAGAUCAUCUUAGUAUCGAAAGCACAAAAAAAGAGGAAACGAGUAUUCCUAAUAUUGAAAGUGCUGUUGAAGUCACAAAGGUGAAUAAUUUUAAUAGUGAUAAUAGUAUUCAUAAAAUUGACAGUGAUAAAUUAAGAACUUCUGUUUCUAAAGUUGUUACAAAAGUGGAGGCAGUACUUGAUUGUGAUAUUGUAGAAAAAGAUGAAAACCGAGCACCCUCCCCAAUCGAAAGCGAGACUUUUCAUCAAACGUCAAAUAAAAGUUGCGUCGAAGCUUUGUAUCUCAAUGAUCAUAAUUAUGUUCAGAGUUUUCCUGUUAAUGCUUCUGAUCUCGAUGCAAACCAGAAGCCAUCUAUGAGUUUAGAGUGCACUGAAGAUGUUUCAGAAACAGCAGUGUCAAAGGAAACGAAAGUGGAAAAAAUAAUUAAUGUUCAAUCGAUUAGUGUUAAAAGAACAAUGUCGUCUGUAGUGAAGAAUAAAAAGGACCAACAGAGCAAAGGGAUAUUAAUUUCGCAUCGCCGAAAAGCCGUGAUACUGAGUGACAGUAAUGCGUCUAUGACCGUCCUAAUGAAUACUAAUGUAGCGAACACACCUUCUGUAAUUAACAAUUGUAACGACAACGAUUCCACUUUGAAGCCACGUGCCUGCAAGACAUCGCGAGUAUUUGCAAAGGCAACAUGUAAAUAAUCACAAUUCCUACGUUCAUAUAAGAAAUGUUAAUAAAUCUGGAUUCAUAUGUAAGAUAUGGAAAAUAGUAAUUAAUUGUA